Molecule: messenger RNA, 693 nt
Organism: Oppiella nova
Lineage: Eukaryota; Metazoa; Arthropoda; Arachnida; Sarcoptiformes; Oppiidae
Source: the annotation of a GenBank genome assembly
CUUGAACAUUAAGUAAACAUUGAUUUGAAUGACAACUGAAAAGCAAUGAAAAGAAAAAUUCGUUUUUGAAUGAAGUGUUGAUUUUGACGAGAAUAUAGUGUCCAUUGAAGACAACAUGUGUUGCAAUGCAUUGCUAUUGAACUCGUUUUGCAGACAACUGUUGUCAUCAAACGAGAGUUCACUUCUUGUUUUGGGGAAGCGUGUGAUCUGCAAAAGCCCGGGUCAGUCACAGAAGGGCAAGAAGAGACCCGCGAAGAACAUCCGACUCAUCGCUAUUCCCGGACAACACGUGGAGGAGAGGUCCAUAUUAGGCAAACAGAAGGCACUGAAAUACCACCCUGGUUAUAAUGUGGCAUUGGAUCCGAAGAACAGGAAUUUGUAUGCAUUGUGUGCCGGAACUGUCUUCUACUCCAUCGAGAAAUUCAAUGCCAAUCCCAAGAGUCAGUUCGUGGAUCAGUUCUAUAGACAACAAAUUGGUCCCAUUUAUAAGAAGUAUAUUCAUGUGAUUAAAGAUAAAAAUCCCAUUGAAUUCAAACUCAUUGAUAUCGUCUAAUCACAGAUUCUGUGUUCAGUUUAGUCACCAAUUCAUUGAUUUUUAGACAAAUAUAUUGCAAAUAGUUUUGAGAAUUAGGUUUGAAUUUGAAAUGACCGUAAAUUUGAUAUACAGACAAUAAAUGUGGUGAAAAAUACAAA